Hemicordylus capensis (graceful crag lizard) is the source of this 2767-nucleotide messenger RNA. It is a transcript of the gene SLC39A6, whose product is annotated as solute carrier family 39 member 6. The coding region runs from base 235 to 2406 and encodes 723 amino acids. Gene Ontology annotation, biological process: zinc ion import across plasma membrane; intracellular zinc ion homeostasis. The transcript has 10 exons. Gene Ontology annotation, molecular function: zinc ion transmembrane transporter activity. Lineage: Eukaryota; Metazoa; Chordata; Lepidosauria; Squamata; Cordylidae. The record is from RefSeq and is a predicted model, not a curated record. Gene Ontology annotation, cellular component: membrane.
AAGGGCGGGGGAAAGAGGCGUGAAAGAGCGCGUAUUGGUUCUUAGUAUCCCUCGUGACAUGAAGCUACAGCCGGAUUGGUUGGGGGGGAUUACGUUCGUCUGAGACCGCAGGCUGCUUCAUUGCGCUAUUGCUCUGCAGUAGGGGGAGUCAGGGGCGCCGUACGAAAGAGGAGAGUGGGUCGCUUGUGAGAAGGGAAAGCCCCCGGAUACGGUGCCUCAUGUUGGGACUUUGCAAUGGAGAAGAAGCAAUAUGUGACUCUUCUCUUCUUACUUUCCAUACCUUUAUUUUGUGAAGCUCGCAGCCAUGCCUCGGAACCAGCCACAAUUGCACAAACUCCAGAGAAACAGAUCCCUGAAAAGGCAGCUGGUAUCAGUGUUGAUUUGGCCACACUUGCACAGAGACAUCACCUUCAGGAACUUUUCUCUCGUUAUGGGGAGAACAAUACGCUGACUGUUGAAGGGUUUAGAAAAUUGUUAUGGAAUAUGGGCAUUGAGCAUGUGAGAAAAAUUGGUAUAGACCAUGACCAUCACCAUCACCAUCAUAAUCGCAUAACACUCAAUCCAAACAUUGAGAAUACAAGUUGCCUUAGUGAUGAAUUGGGUGGUGUGAACAAAGAUCUUUGGAAUAGUCAGCCAAAUGAUUUACCUAGAACAGAGCAUACUGAUCACCAGCAGGACUCUGUGAAUAGCAAAAGCACAACAGUUGCUGUAACUACGUCCACGUACCCCACAGCCACCGAGGGCAGCCCUCUCUUACAACAUUCAGAAACAGCAGAACCAAAGUCUAUACGCUUAGGCUUUGCCAGCCCCAAUCCCAACAUGGUAUUGGAAAGUAGCAAUGUGAGUUUGCUUAUAAAUGGAAAAGCAAAUGAAUCGCUCCUUCCUGUGAAGGAAUCUGAAAGAGGAAGUUUCAUGUAUUCUAAAAUAAGAAAACAAAGUACGCAAGAGUGUUUCAAUGCGUCAAAACUGAUGCUCUCUCAUGGAAUAAGUACACAAGUUCUGUUGACAGCCACAGACUUUAGUUAUCUUUGUCCAGCUAUCGUUAACCAGAUUGAUGGUAGAUACUGUGUAAUUCAUUCAGCAAGUGAAAAAGCAGAAAUUCCUCCAAAAACAUAUUCAUUGCAAGUAGCCUGGUUUGGUGGAAUUAUAUCCAUUUCCGUAAUCAGUUUUCUUUCAUUACUGGGUGUUAUAUUGGUUCCUCUUAUGAAUCGUGUAUUUUUCAAGUUCCUUCUAAGCUUCCUUGUGGCAUUAGCAGUUGGUACCCUCAGUGGAGAUGCUCUUCUGCAUCUUCUUCCACACUCUCAUGGAAGCCAUCAUCAUAAUCAUGAGAAUACAGUGGAACACAAAGAUCCUCUUUUUAAGCAUCUUGUUUUUCAAAGUGCAGAAGAGAGUGCUUAUCUGGAUUCUACAUGGAAGGGCCUCACAGCACUUGGGGGACUAUAUAUCAUGUUUCUUGUUGAGCACUUGAUCACUUUAAUCAAGCAGUUUAAAGACAAGAAAAAAAAGAAAAAAAAUGAAGAUGAUGAAGCAGAAAUCAAGAAGCAGCUAUCUAAAUAUGACUCUCAGCUUUCAACAAAUGAAGAAAAAUUAGACUCUGACGACAGACCUGAAGCUUACCUGGGGGCAGAUUCCCAAGACCAAUCAAACUUCAUCUCUCAGAAGCCAGUAGUACAAGAAGAAGAAGAAGUCAUGAUCGCUCACUCACACCAAGAGGCUGCUGACCAUGAAUAUGCAUCCAGGGGGUGCAGAAACAAAUGCCAUUCACAUUUACAUGACACUCUAGGACAGUCGGACCAUCUCAGUCAUCAUCACCAUGAUUACCAUCAUAUUUUGCAUCAUCACCACCACCAGAACCACCACCCACAUAGCCAUAGCCAGCGCUAUUCACGUGAAGAACUAAAAGAUGCUGGUAUAGCAACUCUAGCCUGGAUGGUAAUUAUGGGUGAUGGACUACACAACUUCAGUGAUGGCCUUGCAAUUGGGGCUGCUUUUACUGAAGGUUUAUCUAGUGGCUUAAGUACUUCUGUUGCAGUCUUCUGCCAUGAGUUACCACAUGAAUUGGGAGAUUUUGCUGUACUUCUCAAAGCUGGCAUGACUGUGAAACAAGCUGUUCUUUAUAAUGCUCUCUCAGCUAUGCUGGCAUAUCUUGGCAUGGCUACUGGGAUACUCAUUGGCCAUUAUGCUGACAAUGUUUCUAUGUGGAUCUUUGCACUUACUGCUGGGCUGUUCAUGUAUGUGGCCCUUGUGGAUAUGGUUCCUGAAAUGCUCCACAAUGAUGCUAGCGAUCAUGGAUGUAGCCGCUGGGGAUAUUUUCUGUUGCAGAAUGUUGGGAUUUUGUUAGGUUUUGGUAUUAUGUUACUUAUCUCUGUGUUUGAACACAAAAUUGUGUUCAGCAUAAACUUAUAAUACCUUGUAUACUGUCCUAAUGUUGACAUGGUACUAAACGGUAGGCACUUCUCUCCACCCCCCUUCCCUUAACUGUCCACUGAUUUGGCAUUUAGAUUAGACAUUUUUAGUAGUGUGAAUCUGCUUGCACUAUGGCAGAGUACUGUAGCACUGUGGGGAAACUGGCCUGUUUAGAUACCACAGGUUGCCAAAUAUUAUGAAAGCUAAAGCUUAUAAGGGAAGGUUUUUUUAAGUUAUUUAAUAUUGUGAGCAUAUAAACAUGCAAUGUGAAGCUUUGUCUUUUUCCUUAUGUGUUAACAAAGUAUCAAACAUGUGAAGUAGUAUUUGUUUUAAUAUAGUUAAACUACAGGAAAACUUAAAA